Molecule: messenger RNA, 3039 nt
Organism: Salvia miltiorrhiza (redroot sage)
Lineage: Eukaryota; Viridiplantae; Streptophyta; Magnoliopsida; Lamiales; Lamiaceae
Product: LRR receptor-like serine/threonine-protein kinase FLS2
Exons: 4
Coding region: 1-3039 (1012 amino acids)
Biological process (GO): protein phosphorylation
Molecular function (GO): protein binding; protein kinase activity; ATP binding
Source: RefSeq, a predicted model, not a curated record
AUGUUUGGUCAGUUACCAAAAUUAGAGUACUUGUCUUUGCGCAACAAUAGCUUCAUAGGUUCCAUUCCAAAAUCUCUCUCAAACCUAACAAACCUACGAUCUCUUGACUUAUCUUCCAAUUCUCUAAGUGGAGAGAUUCCAAAAGAGUUGGUGAGACUUCAAAGUCUACAGUAUUUGGCGGUUGAAUACAAUCAUCUCUUCGGUGCAAUACCAUCAGCCAUAUUCAACAUAUCGACCCUUGCAUCUAUAGGUUUGACAGGCAAUGAAUUGAGUGGAAGUCUUCCAACAGACAUUUGCAGUAAUCUUGUGGAGAUUCAUCUUUCUUUCAAUCGGCUGAGCGGUGCGAUCCCAACAAAUCUAUCCCAACUUGGGACUUUGUCGCUCUCUUACAACUCUUUUAGUGGGCAGAUACCUUCAAAAAUCGGCUUCUUAACAUCUCUUCAGGAGUUAUAUCUCGGUGGUAACAAUUUGAAUGGCACAUUACCACAUGAGAUUAGUAAUCUUCAGAGCCUAAUCAUUUUUGGUGCUGAAGACAAUCAGAUUGGGGGCUCAAUUCCUUUGAAUAUUUUCAUGAAUAUGACUUCUCUGCAAGGCUUACUACUCGGCCGCAACAAAUUCAUGGGAAGUCUUCCCAGGGGUGUCGGGAAUAUUACAAUGCUAACAACCUUAGACCUCACCGAAAACUACUUGACAGGCCUUAUUCCCACAAGUUUUGAGCAACUUUACCGACUGGAGAUAUUACUAUUACAGUCAAACAUCUUGAGUGGUUUGGUUCCACAUGAGCUCUUUAACAUUUCAACUCUUCGGGUUCUUUCACUUGCUCAGAAUGCUGUGUCAGGGGUUCUUCCAACCCAUUUAUGUCGUGCCUCUCCCUUUCUUGAAAGACUGUAUCUUGGCAGUAAUUCAAUCAGUGGAGCAAUACCUAACUCUAUCUCUAACUGUUCUCAACUCACAUUUCUCGCCCUUGGUGGAAACAAAUUCACUGGUUAUAUACCUACUGAUCUCGGCAACCUAAGACUUCUCCAACUUCUUGAACUUUUCGGCAACAGUCUUACCCAGCCACCGUCCACUUCAGUAUUGAGCUUCAUUACUCCAUUGACAAAAUGCAAGUUUCUUACUUAUUUGUCAGUUUCUGAUAAUCCUUUAUAUGGCGUCCUUCCAGCUGCUGUCGGGAAUUUAUCUUCCCUGCUUCAAGGAUUCUUCGCCUCCGGCUGCAAACUCAGUGGCAACAUUCCUGUUGAAAUAGGCAAUCUAAGCAGCUUGGUGGAAUUGAGGUUAGACGACAAUGGGUUAUCCGGUAAUAUUCCACUUACUACCAAACAUCAGCAUGAGCUUCAAGGAUUAGAUCUGUCUAAUAACAUGUUGGGAGGCUCCAUUCCACAUGCUAUAUGUGAUUUAUUCAGCCUCAAUACUUUAGUUAUAAGCCAAAAUCAAUUUUCCGGCCCAAUUCCUAAAUGUCUGGGAAAUGUCUCUUCUUUAAGAAAUAUUUUUCUAGACUCCAACAUGCUGAAUUCAAGCAUACCUUCAAGCUUCUGGAGCCUUAAAGAUUUGAUAUGUCUUGAUUUGUCAUCUAAUUCAUUGAUUGGGUUUUUACCUCAAGAAAUAAGUAACUUAGGAGCAGCAAUCUAUAUAAACCUUUCGACGAAUCAAUUGUCAGGGUCUAUUCCAAGUACUAUUGAGAAGUUGCAGAAUUUGGUAAAUUUGUCUUUGGCAAAUAAUAGGUUAGAAGGUUCUAUUCCUAUGACUGUGAAAAGUAUGAUCAAUCUAGUUACUCUUGACUUAUCCUACAACAACCUGUCCGGUUCAAUUCCAAAGUCUUUAGAAACACUUCAACACAUCAACUACUUUAAUGUUUCUUUCAACAAUUUAAGUGGAGAAAUUCCUAAUGGUGGCUCUUUUAGAAACUUCACUAUAGAUUCUUUUAAGGGUAAUGAGGCAUUGUGUGGAAUUCCCAAGUUCCAUGUACGGAUUUGCCCUGCAGUUUCUAAUCAUGAAUCAAAGAGGCAGAAAGUGAAAAGAGCUUUGUUUAUUGUUUUGGGGGCUGUGGCUUUUAUCUCAGUUGUUUUUGUGGCCUUUAUAAUUGCCAGAUACAAAAGGAAAGAUAAGACAACUAGAGAAGUUGAUGAGAUGAUAUCUAUUGUGCCAGAAAGAAUAUCUUAUUAUGAACUGUUACAAGCAACAGAACAAUUCAGUGAAAGUAAUUUACUUGGCACUGGGAGUUCUUGCUUAGUUUAUAGAGGAGUUCUUAACAAUGGGAAGGAUAUUGCCGUUAAGGUGUUUAAUAUGCAGUUAGAAGGUAUUUCAAGAAGAUUUGAUGUUGAAUGUGAGAUACUACGUAGCAUCCGACACAGGAAUCUGACCAGUGUCAUAAGCAGUUGCUCCAAUGAAGAGUUCAAGGCAUUAGUACUUGAAUAUAUGCCAAAGGGAAACCUUGAAAAAUGGUUAUAUUCUCACAACUAUUACUUGAAUCUGAUGCAAAGAUUGAAUAUAAUGAUUGAUGUUGCAUCUGCUUUGGAGUAUCUUCACCAUGGUUAUUCAACGCCUAUUGUCCACAACGACUUGAAGCCUAGUAAUGUGUUGUUAGAUGAAGACAUGGUUGCCCAUGUAAGCGAUUUUGGUAUAGCAAAGUUGUUGUGCGAUGGAGAUAGCUUUGUGUUAACCAACACGCUAGCAACAUUGGGUUACAUUGCUCCAGAGUAUGGUUUGGAAGGGCUAGUUUCGACAAGAUGUGAUGUGUAUACUUACGGGGUGAUGUUGAUUGAAACUUUUACGAGAAAAAGGCCUAGUGAUGAUAUGUUUUGUGGAGAUUUGACCUUAAAGAGUUGGGUAGAACUCUCACUUCCAGAGAUGUUGGGUGAAGUGAUAGAUGCCAACUUGUUAAUGAAUUUGGAGGAAGAAGAGUUUGACAAGAAUCUGCAAUGUGUAUCAUCUAUACUUAAACUGGCUUUGAAAUGCUCUGCCAACUCUCCACAAGAUAGAAUCAACAUGAAAGAAACAAGUGCAGAAUUGCAGAAAAUCAAACGUCGAUUUUCCCAAUGA